UAGUUCCUUCGAUAUCGUAAUUAGUGCUUCAUUUCCAUUACAAAAGCCAAAGCGGACGCAAAAAAUCAACAAAACACAUAAAAUGCCAAGUCCUCUGAAGCGUUGCCAGAUAGUCAAACGGAGAGGUGCCAAGCUGGAAGCUUAUUAACAGACGGAUCAGUCAACGCGAGCAGAAAUGAUGCUAAUGUCAGAGCUGAAAAGUAUCCAUUUCUGGGCAAGUGCCCUGGUGGAGCUGAUUGCGACUUUCUUUUUCAUUUUCCUUACCACUGGUACAACCAUCACGUGGAAUCCGCUUCAUCCACCGUCCACGGAACUGAUUUCUUUGUGCUUUGGGUUCAGCAUUGCCACACUGGCCAUGUGCAGCUUGCAUCUCAGUGGCGGACACAUCAACCCCGCCGUUAGCAUUGCCAUGAUGGCCAUCAGGAAAGUUUCCGUUUUUCGAGGGAUAACCUACGUUAUUUUUCAGCUGGCUGGAGGUAUCGCUGGCUCAGCGGUAUUGAAAUACAUCACACCUGACGAGAAACGCGGAACCCUGGGAGCGACAGUCCCAGGCCCCGGUGUGACCGCGGCACAAGCGGUAGGGAUUGAAAUAUUGCUGACAUUCCUUCUGGUCUUCACUGUGUGCGCUAGUACAGACUCCAAGAGGAAUCACUAUGGAUACGAAGUCCCGCUGUCUAUCGGCCUUUGUGUAGCUGUGUGUCAUUUUAUUGGGAUUGGUUUUACGGGAUGUGGUAUAAAUCCUGCACGUUCGUUUGGUCCAGCGGUCAUCAUGAACAAAAAAGAAAUCUGGGAGGAUCACUGGGUGUACUGGGCUGGGCCAAUUGGAGGAGGUUUGGUGGCAGCACUUCUGUACCAGUUGGUUUUUCGAUCCCGAAAAGAGAUGGGCGCCGCUGCUGAGUCAGUCAACGAAUUGGAUCUUUACGCAGAUUCAAAGCUGUAAACUGUCGGCUGAUUGCAGCUCCGCUCUUCUUUUUUAAAAGAAAAAACCUUGCCCUCUAGAUUGUUUAGUUAUCGUGCUGAGUUUAGCUUAGCUUUUUUUUGAAAGCCUAGUUUUUUUAUCUUUAUGUAGCUUGUCAAAGCAUGACCAAGCAUUGCUUCCGAUGUUUUCGCUGAGAGCUAAGUCAGUGCUUGACAUUUUACGAGCGCAAAAGUGGUCUAAAGAUUUUUCAAUGUACAUGCGGAUCGAAAAACUUUCAUUAUGAACAGUGUGAAAUUUAGCGAAGUAAAUAUAGAAAUUCGUAACUGUAGUAAGCUUUUUGCUGAAUAACAAAUCAAAAGAAGAUUUUGUUUGGUUCAACACUUUUGGGCAUCUCAUAGGCCGUUGAAUCAUUUGCUUUUCUUCCACUAAAUAUUCGACAAGCAAUCUUGUUUGAUUAAGAAACUGUAUGUAAAUUAUCCCAGAUAACUAUAAUUUCUAUAUAUUCCGGAACAUUGAUUAUUGAACUUAAGGCGAAAAAAUGACGUCCUGCGUGUUACAUCAAUACAAGUAGGAGUAGUUAGAUUUUUACGUUUUUGUCACAGCCGUAAGACUUAAAGUAGGCUGUUUUCAACCUUCAGAUGAGUUUUGAGCACUUCUAACUUAGUUCUAGUUUAGAUUUGUUAGUCGUUUUAGAAAGUCAGUGUUUGUUUGUUCUUUGAUUUUACUCUACGUAUCAAACGGUAUAUAAUUGUAAGACUUAUAUUAUGCAUUUGAAGGAUACUUACUCGAUUUCUCAAGACGAAAAUUUUAAAAUUCCUCUAAAAUUUGGUCGAUCAGUCAGUAACUCAGUGAAAAUAAACGCAUUGAGUUCUUCAUUGAUUA
This is a messenger RNA of Orbicella faveolata, 1801 nucleotides long. Its product is annotated as aquaporin-4-like. Gene Ontology annotation, molecular function: water channel activity. Gene Ontology annotation, biological process: transmembrane transport; water transport. Gene Ontology annotation, cellular component: plasma membrane. The record is from RefSeq and is a predicted model, not a curated record. Lineage: Eukaryota; Metazoa; Cnidaria; Anthozoa; Scleractinia; Merulinidae.